Molecule: messenger RNA, 2058 nt
Organism: Xyrichtys novacula (pearly razorfish)
Lineage: Eukaryota; Metazoa; Chordata; Actinopteri; Labriformes; Labridae
Source: the annotation of a GenBank genome assembly
AUGGCAGGUUUAAUCCACAUUUCUGUGGCUGUGCUCAGCCUUCUGUCUGUGGGACACUCACUUCCUGUGACCAGCUGUGACAUCCUGACCAAACCUAUUGAAAUCCAAGGAAGAGACCAGGUAAGACAGUCUCAUCCUUCUCGUCUCCUAUAUCGUUGUUUUCCUUUAUGCAUUUUAGAUUUAUCUUCAAAUUCUACUUAAAAAAAGAAUAACCCAAGUAUAAGACCCUCCUCUUCAUCUUGACUCUUUUUGUCUUUUGUAGCUGCUGGGCAAGUGGAUCAUUGUAGGAGAAUCCACCAACAUCCCCAAAUCCAAUUACCUGACGAAUCUGUUUGUGAAGAAUGCCUGGUCAAGACUAACUGCUGCUCCCGACAGUGAAGCCAUACAUAUUUAUCAACAACAAAAUAUGUAAUUGUAAUCGACACAACUGUGUACAGACUUAAAGCAUGUGUUUUUUAAGAUAUGGGCUAAAUUGAAGUUUUAAAUUGAGUGUGCAGAAUGUCUAGCUGUAAUUUUAAAUGUUUGAAUGUCAGUGAUUUUGUCUCAUUUUGAAAAUGUACUUUCUUGAAAGGUUUGGUCGCUGCCUCGCGCUCAGAGACCAGAUAACUUUGGAAAACAACAUUCUCACGGGUGUGUACAACUGAUGAAAGCGCUUGUGGAAAUAAUUUGGCUAACCUUGCGUCUCUUUAAACAGACCUGGACUUUGUGUCCAAAGCUGAACUUUGUGUAUUUGUUAAUAUCUAUUUGUGUAUGCUACUAUCCACAGGCUCAUUUUUCAAUGGUUCUGCGAAGCUGCUGAGCACCGGCUGUCCUGACUGUCUCAUCUACUUCUCAGAGACUAAAAUUGGAGACAUCACAUACACUGGUCUCCAGCUCACAAGUAAGACUUAAAAAAUAAAUACCAAUAAAACUAACGUAGAAGAAACCUACUAGUACACGAACCAAGUAUCUUUUCAAUCAAUAAAUUAAUAAAUCCAUGUUUAUGUCAAGGAAAUUGAAAACAAAAUCUAUCUCUUCUGGUUGAAUGGCCACCGAUUUGGACGUCUCUUUGACCUAUGCCUGCUGUAAAACCUUGUCUGUCCAUCUGUUGGCUAUGCUAAAGCCCAGGUCCUCUUGGGUAUUUGUCUCUAAGAGCUGACAGACUGCUGACUAAUGUGAUUUUGGCCACAUAAAGCCCCUGUAGACAGGGAAUCCUCAUACAGCUUGGGCUGCACUUUCAUUUUUGGCAACACAGGACAAGCAAAACUGACAGCAUUAAUUGUUGCAUUUGGACUGAAGCAGGUCGAAAGCAACAGAUAUCCUGAAAACCUGCAAGAUUUUGAGAUGAAUUAUCUGACUGCAUACAGACACAGAGAGGGAAGGAAUCAAAAUCCCCCCCCCUGCAGACUAAACCCUCGAGCAGCAUGACUGCAGGCGGGUCUAAGUCUGAUAAUGAGCCGCUCUACAAAUCGUUAGAAUGGUAGGGGACAUUAAUUAACUGGUUGUAUUCUUACUUUUGAUAAAACACCUAUUGUAUCUGUAUUUGAAAUUUCAGUAGGACUUAACUGACCCAGUCUGUGUUCAUCAUGGACUUUAUCUCUCAGGUAAGAGGACCAAAGUGUCUGCUGCUGAACUGGAAGAGUUUCAGAGGCAGGUAGCGUGUUUGAACUUGACAUCACCUGCAAUCCUGAACCAAGACGAAGGUAAAACCUGUUUCCAUCUCUAGAGGUCGAUCAACAACUCUGCAGUUACCCUUUUUUUACUUAUUUAUUCAUAACUUCAAAGUCAAAAAUUAACCCAUUCAUAAAUGUGUUCUUGUUGUUGCUGCCAAAACCUGGUGGUUGUAACUUUGAAUUCUUGUUUUUGUCCUGCUUCUGUAAAGAUAAUCCGUUUUCAAACAUCUACUCCACAGAUGUCUGCACAGAGGAUUCUGCACUAACUGUUGAUCUAACCCAGGACAUGAAUGACAUCGGCUCUAAAGCUCUCGCUGCACUCGACAAGAUGCUAAAUGAUGAGAGUUUUAUGCAAAAGGUUUUAUCUUCCCUUUUCACCAUGUUCAAAGGUGAAGAAGACAACUGA